AUGCAAAUUUUUGUGAAAACAUUAACAGAACCAUCCGAUACUAUUGAAAAUGUUAAAGCUAAAAUCCAAGAUAAAGAGGGAAUUCCUCCUGACCAACAAAGAUUAAUUUUUGCUGGGAAACAAUUAGAAGAUGGUAGAACACUAUCUGAUUAUAAUAUUCAAAAAGAAUCAACUUUACAUUUAGUUUUAAGAUUAAGAGGAGGUAUGCAGAUUUUUGUAAAAACAUUAACUGGAAAAACCAUAACUCUUGAUGUAGAACCAUCCGAUACUAUUGAAAAUGUUAAAGCUAAAAUUCAAGAUAAAGAAGGAAUCCCUCCUGAUCAACAAAGAUUAAUUUUUGCUGGGAAACAAUUAGAAGAUGGUAGAACACUAUCUGAUUAUAAUAUUCAAAAAGAAUCAACUUUACAUUUAGUUUUAAGAUUAAGAGGAGGUAUGCAGAUUUUUGUAAAAACAUUAACUGGAAAGACUAUAACUCUUGAUGUAGAACCAUCCGAUACUAUUGAAAAUGUUAAAGCUAAAAUUCAAGAUAAAGAAGGAAUUCCUCCUGACCAACAAAGAUUAAUUUUUGCUGGGAAACAAUUAGAAGAUGGUAGAACACUAUCUGACUAUAACAUUCAAAAAGAAUCAACCUUACAUCUAGUUUUAAGAUUAAGAGGAGGUUGCUAA
This is a messenger RNA of Plasmodium yoelii, 666 nucleotides long. Its product is annotated as polyubiquitin, putative. Gene Ontology annotation, cellular component: cytoplasm; nucleus. Gene Ontology annotation, molecular function: protein tag activity; ubiquitin protein ligase binding. The transcript has 2 exons. NCBI's taxonomy places the organism in Eukaryota, Apicomplexa, Aconoidasida, Haemosporida, Plasmodiidae. Bases 1 to 666 code for a protein of 221 amino acids. The record is from RefSeq and is a predicted model, not a curated record. Gene Ontology annotation, biological process: protein ubiquitination; modification-dependent protein catabolic process.